Molecule: messenger RNA, 1989 nt
Organism: Phytophthora sojae
Lineage: Eukaryota; Oomycota; Peronosporomycetes; Peronosporales; Peronosporaceae
Exons: 2
Coding region: 1-1989 (662 amino acids)
Biological process (GO): protein phosphorylation
Molecular function (GO): ATP binding; protein kinase activity
Source: RefSeq, a predicted model, not a curated record
AUGCAGCCCGUGCGCCACCACCGCCGGCGGAAAUCCCCUGGCGCCAAGCUCAAGCAUGUGUGCGCGCUGCUGCUGGUGACGACCUCCUUGUGCCAAGUUGACGCCGUCAUUGACGUCGCCGCGCAGCUCCACCAGAUGCAGCAGCGCAGUGCAGCGAGUGGGAGCGCAGCGGACGCCGCCGCGCCCCAGGUCGUGCUUAGUAACGUACCGGACUCGCUGCUCGUGCGACUCGCGGAGAAAUCGGUCCGAUGGGACUCACUCUCCGGCUACCUGCAGCGCGCGCUGCUCUGGGAUACAGGACUCGUGAUGACCAGCGGCGGCAGGUUGGUGCAGGUGUACGCGCCGUGCAACGAGUCCAUGUCGGUGAUCUUGACGCCUUUCGACGCGUACAAAGGCAAGGACUGUCGGAUGGAAACGUGCGACUUGACGGGGCUGUACUUUGCAGGUUCGACAUGUUCGCGCACGACCGUGUGGAAGGCGGCGCAGUGCGGAAUUGCAGCAGUGGAGAAGAACGCGACGGAUAUUGAGAACGCUGAAGCAUCAACGUUGUGGUCUGAAGACGGAGAUCUGGCGGGCGUCCCGGAUAUUCGACUGUACAAGCACGUACAGGACAAUAGCUCAGGCUCCGCUGGCGUUCAUGAAGUCAUCGGUUCAGGCUCUGAAGACGACUACACAAUUGAGGCCGACGUUCUCUUCACGAUCAACCAGAUCGCGCCGCUGCCGUGGAACAUCGAGAGCUGCCCGGGAGACUCGUUUUUCGUCGCUCCCUGUGUGGAGUUCGGAACCCCCGACGAGGACCCUUUCAACCCCUGGUGUCUUCCUUCUCGGGGCGGGUUUGUUGACCUGUGGCUCGAGAGCGAGAUUUCGGGUGAGGACAUGUCGACUGGUAGCUCAGCAACGUCAGCCUCAGCGCUCUCGACUGACGCCAGCUCGAGUAUUUCCGGUGAUACAGUCAUUCUCGUGGUACUUUUCAUCCUACUCGCAGCGGCCGUGGGAGCUCUUAUCGCGGUGCAGGUGAACCGAAAGAAGAAAGACGACGACAAGAGCACCGUCCCUCGGAAUUCUCUCAAUGAAUCUCGACGGCGGCGGUCGAUUGAGUUGGCAACGUUCUGCAUCGACGCGAGAAUUACGUCCAAGCGCAUUGCAUACGACUGCCUCACAUUUGACAAGCUUAUUGCCCGUGGAGCUAACGGAGAAGUCUGGAAGGGUACUUGCGGGUCUCAGAUCGUGGCCAUCAAGCAGCUCCUGCCGGAAAAGCGUCACGAUGAGGAUAACGUCAUGCUCUUCGCGAAUGAGGUGCGACUCGCAUCCACUCUAGAGCAUCCCAACAUCGUGCGAUUUGUCGGUUUAUCCUGGAACCGCGUGUGCGACUUGUGCAUCGUUUCCGAGUUCAUGGAGCAGGGAGAUCUGUCCAUGCUGCUCAACUCAAAGCGCAAGGAUGAAUUGUCCUGGUGCAAGGAAAAGCUUGGCAUAGCCACGGAUAUCGCCGAGGCAUUGGCGUACCUGCACGGCCGACAGCCGAUCAUCAUCCACCGCGAUCUCAAGUCUCUCAACGUCCUGCUGGACAGUCGGCUGCGCGCGAAGCUGAGCGACUUCGGUCUCAGUCGCGAGCGUUCGUCGGACGACACGAUGACCAACGGCGUGGGCACUUUGCUCUGGACGGCGCCCGAGAUUUUGCGCGGUGAGGCCUACAGCGAGAAGGCGGACGUGUACUCGUACGCCAUCGUGCUAUCCGAGCUGGACACGUGUUUGCCGCCCUUCACACUCAACGCGGAGGUGAGCGAGCGGCACCUGACCACGAUGCAGCUCAUGCACCUUGCCACGUCGGGCCAGGUCCAGCCGCAGCUGCGCGAGGACUGCCCCGCGCCGCUGCAGCAGCUCACAACGGCCUGCGCCUCCUUCGAGCCCAGCCAUCGGCCCAACGCGCUGGAGAUCGUCUUCACGCUGCGCAACAUCGCCCGCAACAUGAGAUACGACACUGCCAGCUAA